Molecule: messenger RNA, 3188 nt
Organism: Cataglyphis hispanica
Lineage: Eukaryota; Metazoa; Arthropoda; Insecta; Hymenoptera; Formicidae
Product: protein Aster-B-like
Exons: 12
Coding region: 494-2827 (777 amino acids)
Biological process (GO): intracellular sterol transport
Cellular component (GO): endoplasmic reticulum-plasma membrane contact site; plasma membrane; endoplasmic reticulum membrane
Molecular function (GO): sterol binding; sterol transfer activity
Source: RefSeq, a predicted model, not a curated record
UGAUUGACGCAGAUCGCAGCGCUUUCGAAUAUGACGGUUACAUUGUUUUUUUCAUAUUGUGUUGUGGCGUAUAAUGACAAUUUUCAUACAAGAGAUUUUUUGUUGACGUUAUAAAUAACACGAAAAGAAAAACUGGGUGAUGACGAAGCACAAAACGGCGAUAUCCUACGAUCGUCGAUUUAUGAUAUGAAGCGAGUGAUGUCUGACACAGUGACGCGCGCUGGUUGUUCUUUAUCUGAAAUGUAUCACUCUUAUCGCGGUAGGCGCAAGUACCGAUAUCCAAUGUGUGGAUAAAGAUAAACGCCUCUGUGCCAAUUAAAUGCAUACUAACGAUCGCACACCGCUUAUAUACGCUACAAUACGCUAUAUAUUUCGUAAUCCGGUGCCGCGGCACUAACGUCUAUCUCCUAACUCCAGUGAGACUUUCUCAAAACUUUUGAUGUUUGACAGCUCCAGCCACGAAUGCGUGGACGCUAACACCGCAUAACUUAUUAUGCACUUCGAGACCGAGACGGUUCAAAAGCAUUUGGUAUCAAGCAUGAACAAAUCUGUGGAGAAUUUGUUGAUAUCUAGUCACGAGGUAAUCAGUAGCAUUAACUCUUCUGGUUUGAGUAAUCAAAAUUCGGCGACAAAUCCAGGAAACGCUGCAUCUGUGGAAAAUGUUCAAGAGACAACUGUAGGUUCUGGUGGUGAUCGUAAUAGUCCUGUAUCCAGUCCUAAUUUAUCUCCACGUCCCAGUCCAAGGGCUCAUUCCAGGCGAGAAUAUUCCAGAUUAAAUUCCGAUUCUUCCACUAAAGAAUCCUCUCGUGCGAAUAAAUCCGACGAUCAGCUGUCUCAGGAUCUGAUCAAUAGAUCAUCUGACUCGGCUGAACUCAAAAGUUCUCACGAAAAUAAAAAAGAGUCGCGUGGCAGUGAUCGGAGCAAGAAAAAAUCUUCCUGGUAUAAUGUACUUUAUCCGACUUAUAAAUCACGUUCCGAGGACUUUAAACGAAUAUUCAAAGAUGUGCCUGAUGACGAGAGAUUGGUGGUAGAUUAUUCUUGUGCUCUUCAGCGUGAGAUAUUGGUACAUGGUAGACUUUAUGUAUCUCAAAACUAUGUGUGUUUUUAUGCUAAUAUAUUUAUGUGGGAGACAUUGGUCUCCCUACGUUGGAAAGAUGUUACAUCUAUUACCAAAGAGAAAACUGCGCUUGUCAUUCCAAAUGCUAUCCUGAUUUGUACAGUUACUGACAAGUUCUUUCUAACAUCGUUUGGAGCGAGAGAUAAAACAUAUGUAAUGUUAUUUCGUGUUUGGCAAAAUGCUCUUAUUGGCGAGUCAAUGAGUAUGGCGGAAAUGUGGCAGCUUGUACAUGCUUGCUAUGGGGAUGAAUUAGGUUUGACCUCUGAUGACGAAGAUUAUGUACCACCAUUACCUGCAGCAGACGAAGAAAAAUUGUCAACUCGUCUUUCUGUAGAUUCUUUUUCUGAGGCUGAGGCAGCUACUAUGGAAGGUUCAACAUCUCCACCUGUGGAUGCUGUUUCUGUGGAACAGCCUGCUGCUGAACCUCAACAGCAAAUUCAGCAACCAGAUCCGCCAAUACCAAUACCUAAACCAGAACCUGUUCUUGAUCCAACAGAUUUGAGUGAUACAACAGAAAGUGAGGCUGAGAAACAUGGUUUGAAAAUGAAUAUACGGAGCACCAUGGUCUGCAGUUCCCUGCACGAAGGUCGACAACUUAACAAAGCGUCAUUACCUAUCCACAUCGAUCAACUGUUUACCUUGCUUUUCACAAAUUCGAAAUUUUUCUUAGAUUUUCAUACUGCUCGCAAAACCACUGAUUUAAUACAGUCUGCAUGGACACAAAAUCAAACUGGUCAAAAAAUGAGAACUCUUUCAUUUACGGUAUCUUUGACCCAGGCUAUUGGUCCAAGAACUUGUCAAGUUACGGAAACACAGGUGAUGUUACCAUGCAGUAGACCAGGUCAUCUUUAUUGUAUAGAUGUAGAAAGUAUUAAUGCUGGUAUACCUUAUGCCGAUUCCUUUAGCAUUUUGACGCAUUAUUGUAUGAAUAAUAUUUCGGAAAAUGAGACAAGUCUUGCGAUUUUUUCCCAAAUUAAGUAUAAAAAAAGUGUAUGGGGUAUUAUGAAAAGUGUGAUUGAAAAGAAUUGUUGGGCAGGCCUAGAUGAAUAUUUCAAUAGUUUAGUAAAAGCAUUGACAGUGGAAUGCGAAGAAGGCAGUGUAAGCGGAGGUUUAAAGAGAAAGACGAGAAAACGACGGCGUGCGACAGGUGUAGGGGCUACAUUGCAGACACAUGCUUCCGAACACAUAUCUGUGAAUCAUCAAAUUUCUCCCUCCAACUUGCCACACGCUCAUACUGCUAAUACUAGAAGCGACACCAACAUGAUUCUCAGCUCAAUGCUAUUAGUUGCUGUAUUGUGUUUAAUGGUGAUCAAUGGCUUAUUGUAUUAUAAAUUAUGGGGAUUGGAAGAAGCUGCUGCAUAUACUAUCAUGGAUUUACAUGUACUGAAGUAUGUGUUAUCGAUAAUUUUUUAUAAAAUACUGUUCUCUUACUGGUCUGUGUGUUUUUCUGAUUUCAGAAAUACACCAAAGACUGAAGAGGAUUGGAUUAACCUUUUGCAACAGCAAGAAAGUUUGCACAAUGUAGAAAUGAGAAAAUGGCAAAGAGUUUUACACACUGCUGCACAAUUACUUAGACAAACCGAAGAAUCUUUAACGGAAUUACAAAUGAGCAUUCAUCCCACUGCUACAGAAAAGGUAUUUUCAGUAUUAAAACCAAGCUUAAAUAGCAUAAAUACACAUACAGAACGACGAAAGAAGUCAGAAUUGUAAAUAUAUAUAUAUAUAUAUAUAUAUAUAUAUAUAUAUAUAUAUAUAUAUAUAUAUAUAUGUUACACAAAAUUAUAGAAACAAAAGUUUUGUGUGUAAAAUAUUAAGUUGCGCACCGAUAGCUACAUCUCUACAUACACAAAAAAACGUUUACCAGCAGUUUAAAUGUAUGUACUCUUCCUAUUAUUUUAAGAAUGUCAAUAGUUAUGCUAUAUGUACAGCUUCAUGGAUCAAUUAUAGUUAACUAUAUUAUGUUAAUAUUAAUAGUUAAAUAUUUAUAGUAUAGUAUAUUGAAUGUAAACUUACUUCAUAUAUUUAAACAUUGUGAAAUGUUAUAAAAAAUAAUAGAUGAUUUUUAGAAUAA